Molecule: messenger RNA, 1368 nt
Organism: Saccostrea cuccullata (small rock oyster)
Lineage: Eukaryota; Metazoa; Mollusca; Bivalvia; Ostreida; Ostreidae
Exons: 1
Coding region: 1-1368 (455 amino acids)
Biological process (GO): DNA integration
Molecular function (GO): nucleic acid binding
Source: RefSeq, a predicted model, not a curated record
AUGUACCUAGCAGACACUUUGAGCAGGGCAUACCUAAGAAACAACGACCAGACUGGCACACUUGAAGAGGAAGCAAUACAUCAGGCACGAUUUCUCCCUGUGAUCAAAGACAGACUUCAUGAACUGAGACAGGAAACUCAGGAAGACAAAACACUAGUAGAGCUGAUCAAAGUUAUUCUCUCAGGAUGGCCAGAAAUCUCUGCGUGUGUUUCAGCUCCCUUACAGCCAUAUUUCAGCAUCCGUGAUGAAUUGACAUUUCAAGACGGCAUUGUAUUUAAAGGAGAGCGCAUUCUUAUCCCAGAGACAAUGAGAAUGGACAUGUUGCACCGUAUUCACUCAUCUCAUAUUGGAGUUGAAGGACGUCUCAGGAGAGCUCGUGAAAAUUUGUUCUGGCUGGGUAUGACCAAAGAUGUGAAAGACUUUGUGACUAAGUGUGAUACCUGUCGUUCCUUUGAUGACAAACAAAUGAAAGAGACCCUCGUAAUCCAUGAUGUACCCACACGUCCAUGGGCCAAAGUAGCUAGUGACCUAGUUAGCCACAAUUCGAAGGAGUACCUUGUGACCGUUGAUUAUUUCUCUAACUUUUGGGAGGUUGACUAUCUUCGCAAUACUAAGUCGAAGACUGUAAUUCAGAAACUGAAGGCAUUGUUUCCACGCUAUGGGAUUCCAGACACCCUUGUAUCUGACAAUGGGCCCCAGUUUGCCUCUACUGAGUUCCAACAGUUCGCCAAGGAAUGGGAAUUCAGUCAUGUGACUAGCUCACCGAAGUACCCCCAAAGUAAUGGAAAAGCUGAGCAAGCUGUCAAAAUGGCCGAAAGAUUGCUGAAACGAGCCUUGAAAUCUCUGUCUGAUCCUUAUCUAUCUCUGCUAGAUUUUCGUAACACACCUACUCAAGGAAUGGAUACUAGCCCAGCUCAGCGUUUGAUGAGUCGAAGCACGAAGACACUCUUGCCUACAAAGGAGACCCUCCUAGUUCCGGAAGUUUAUCUGUUGAAAUCUCAGAAGCAAUUAACCUCUCUAGACCGAAGACAAGCUUGGUACUAUAAUCGUGGAGCAAGAGAUCUACGACCACUGGAUAUCGGAGAAAAGGUGCAUAUAGCACCACCAGAAACAUUAGGACAUACUGACAACGAAUGGAGAAAAGGAACUGUGAAACAUUCACUAGGAAACAGAUUGUAUGAAAUUGAAUCUAAUGGACAGACAUACCGUAGGAAUCGUCGUGACCUCCGUCCAAGUCAACUUGCUGACACAGACGCUCACAUGUAUGAGGACAUUGAUGACAGACCCGUCCAGGAACAACCUGGACGCAUUAACUGGACAAACUUCUGUGAAUCCAACCUCAAAACCUACCAGUGCACCCAAGAGUGA